AUGUUUGCCAGAGCCAUUGCAAGAGAGUCCAGACAGAGCACCAGACAAUUUUCGUCCUCCGUGGCCAAGCUUAAUGGCCACCACUUCCCAGAGGGUCCAUACAGCAACUUGCCUUUCAAAGUUCACAACAGAAGAAUUCCAUACGCCGUUCCACAUUUCUUAUUUUUCGCUAUUGGAUUCGGUAUCCCUGUUUUUGCUGCUUACGUUCAGUUGAAGAGAUCCGGAAACAUCUGA
Ogataea parapolymorpha DL-1 is the source of this 234-nucleotide messenger RNA. RefSeq lists its product as uncharacterized. Bases 1 to 234 code for a protein of 77 amino acids. The record is from RefSeq and is a predicted model, not a curated record. The transcript has 2 exons. NCBI's taxonomy places the organism in Eukaryota, Fungi, Ascomycota, Pichiomycetes, Pichiales, Pichiaceae. Gene Ontology annotation, biological process: mitochondrial electron transport, cytochrome c to oxygen.